This is a messenger RNA of Pocillopora damicornis (cauliflower coral), 2535 nucleotides long. RefSeq lists its product as uncharacterized. NCBI's taxonomy places the organism in Eukaryota, Metazoa, Cnidaria, Anthozoa, Scleractinia, Pocilloporidae. Gene Ontology annotation, molecular function: GDP-dissociation inhibitor activity; G-protein alpha-subunit binding. Gene Ontology annotation, biological process: establishment of mitotic spindle orientation. The record is from RefSeq and is a predicted model, not a curated record. Gene Ontology annotation, cellular component: cell cortex.
AAUCUUGGCAAUGCUUAUUACCGUCUGGGUGAUUUCAAAAAAGCCAAAGACUACUACGACCUAGAUCUUAAAAUAGCUCAAGAAGUAGGAGACAAGCAUGGGGAGGGUGGUGCUUAUGGUAAUCUUGGCAAUGCUUAUUACGGUCUGAGUGAUUUCAGAAAAGCCAUGGAGUACCACACCCUACAUCUUAAAAUAGCUAAAGAAGUAGGAGACAAGCAUGGGGAGGGUGGUGCUUAUGGCAAUCUUGGCGAUACUUAUCGCAGUCUGGGUGAUUUCAAAAAAGCCAUAGAGUACCACAACCUACAUCUUAAAAGAGCUAAAGAAGUAGGAGACAAGUAUGGGGAGGGUGAUGCCUAUGGCAAUCUUGGCAAUGCUUAUUGGAGUCUUGGUGAUUUCAAAAAAGCCCUAGAGUACCACAACCUACAUCUUAAAAUAGCUAAAGAAGUAGGAGACAAGCUUGGGGAGGGUAACGCCUAUGGCAACCUUGGCAGUGCUUAUGGGAGUCUUGGUGAUUUCAGAAAAGCCAUAGAGUACCACAACCUACAUCUUAAAAGAGCUAAAGGAGUAGGAGACAAGCGUGGGGAGGGUACCGCUUAUGGCAAUCUUGGCAAUGCUUUUCAAAGUCAGGGUGCCUUCAAAAAAGCCAUAGAGCACCACAACUUACAUCUGAAAAUAGCUAAAGAAGUAGGAGACAAGCAUGGGGAGGGUCGUGCCCAUGGCAAUCUUGGCAAUGUAUACUUUUAUCUGGGAGAUUUGAUUAACGCUAACAAAUCAUACAACCUAAUGCUCGAAAUUACCAAAAAGGUAGAAGACAAAUCCUUGGAGGCAUUGGCGUUCUAUUUAAUAGGACGCGUUUUUGAGUCACAGGGUCGACUGCCAAAAGCCGUUGAACAUUAUAAAGUUAGCAUAACCUUAUACAAUUCCUUGAGAGUACUUCUAAAAUCUAAAGAUGAGUGGAAAGUCAACUUUCGAAAUCGGUACCAAGACGCGUAUACGGGUUUGUGGAGAGUUCUCGUAGAGCAAGGUAAUAUAGAUGAGUCUUUACUUGCCGCUGAGAAAGGACGAGCGCAAGCUCUAACCGACCUCAUGGAAUCCCGUUUUUGUGGUGGCACAAGCCAGCACAAGGGAGGCGAUGAAGAUUUAGCAGUUUUAAAAAACGUUCCAUCGAGCACUGUCUUUCAGGCAGUGGACAAAGCUGAACUCAAUCUUUGGGUUGUGUCCUUAGGAAAACAAGUUCAGUUAAGACAAAGUAAACUUAAUGGUUCUGUUUUAGAGAAUUGUGGAGCUAGCCAGUCCUUUGAGUCGCUCAUGUGCUGUGCCUAUACACAACUUGGUGUUCGUUCUAACGUGAGAUGUGAGAAUCGAUCUUUGGAUGCUUUGAGGAAGAGCCAUUCAAAAGUGGAUGAGAAAACUAAAGAACACAACCCUCAACCUCCCAUCCAACAAAACGAAUGCUUGAGCACUUUGUAUGAUAUCGUUAUAAAGCCGGUGGCUGACCUGGUUCAAGGGGAUGAGCUAGUCAUUAUUCCCGAUGGACCCCUGUGGCUCGCUCCUUACGCUGCACUCAAGGAUGGUAAUUCUAAAUACAUGUGUGAAUCGUUCAGAAUCCGACUCGCCCCAUCGUUAACAAGUCUUAGACUCAUUGCCGAUUGCCCAGAUGAUUAUCACAAAAGCAGUGGUGCGUUACUUGUUGGAGAUCCGUGGGUAACCGAGGUUACUGACAGCAAGGGAGAAAAACCCCUCGAGCAGCUUCCGUCUGCUAAAGAAGAAGUAGAAAUGAUCGGAAAAAUUCUGAAUAUUACCCCAAUCACUGGCAGACAGGCCACGAAACGUGAGGUGUUGAAAAGACUCAGUUCCGUUUCGUUAGUUCACUUUGCAGCACACGGAUGUAUGGAAACUGGCGAAAUUGCUCUUACACCUGACCCAGACCGAAUAUCUAAUGUGCCAACGGAGGAGGACUACAUUUUAACAAUUGGAGAUGUGUUGACCGUUCAACUUCACGCCAAACUUGUUGUGCUUAGUUGCUGCCACAGUGGUCGGGGUGAGAUCAAGGCUGAAGGUGUGGUUGGCAUUGCGCGCGCUUUUAUAGGGGCUGGUGCUCGGUCUGUUGUGGUGUCCCUGUGGGCGAUUGAUGACGAGGCUACUCUCGAGUUCAUGAAAUGCUUUUAUCAACACCUUGCAGAAGGUAAACCUGCAUGCGAGUCACUGAACCUGGCCAUGAAAAGCCUCAGAGAAUCAGACAAGUUCUGCGACAUCAAACACUGGGCGCCCUUUUCGCUAAUUGGAGAUGACGUCACUCUCGACUUCAUGGGAAAGGAAAGAAAAAUUUGAAUAUUAAAUCACAUAAAUAAAAAAUUGGCUUUUCUUUCUUCUCAAAAAGAAUGAAAAAAUGGCGGAGGAACUUGGAAGCUUGAAAUGUCCCUCUAUUUUGGAAGUUUUUGGCUAUUUUUCAUUACUUUUUACUUUUUGUUAAAUGGAACUUGAGAUGUGUAACUUUACUUUGGUGUAGAAAUAAAAACAGUCUAUUUCAUUAUA